Oikopleura dioica is the source of this 759-nucleotide messenger RNA. The record is from the annotation of a GenBank genome assembly. Lineage: Eukaryota; Metazoa; Chordata; Appendicularia; Copelata; Oikopleuridae.
AUGAACGGACUUACGAGAGGUCUGCGAAGGUCACUGGUGACCGGCGUUAGAAGCCAGUUCUUCUCGAAAAAUAACGCUUUUUCAUCAGAAAUUGGCAAAGACAAAUCAGAGCUCAUUUACAAAAUUCAAAGUCACCGAGUGAAGCCAGAAGACCAGCAAAAUUACCACGAUCUUCUGGACGAACACAUCCUCAAUUUGCACAAUGACGAGAAUCUACCGCAAACCCUUGUUGGCUCCUUCCAGGUCACUUUUGGCACUGAAGAUGAGGUGAUCCACAUUUGGAAGUACUCGGGCGGAUAUGGCGCGCUGCAGAAGAGCGAAUUUAAUGUUGAGGCGAAUUCUAAAUACAGAGAAUACCGAGAAGAACGACGAAAGUUUUUGCGGUCUCGGCAAAACCAGAUCUUGGUCCAGUUCGGACACAUGCCUGAUCCAGUGCCAAGAGCAGGGAAUUCCACUUACGAAAUGCGCAGCUACAAGCUCAAGUCAGGCAGCAUCGGCGAGUGGCAUUACAAUUGGGCGAACAUUGGCCUCAAAUGCCGAUCGCCAGAGGAGGUUGUUACUGGCUUCUUUACAAAUGCUGGGCCACUAAACUUGGUCCACCACCUCUGGUGCUACAAAGAUCUCAAGGAUCGAGAAGAAACUCGUUCAAAAGCUUGGAAUCAUCCUGCCUGGGCAACGCAUGUUCGAAAUACAACCCCUCUGAUCAAAAGCUUCGAAACGAAGUUGAUGACUCCUCUUCCCUGGUCACCACUCCAGUAA